ACUUUUCAGAGUAAUUGAAUUUCUUCUCCUAAUUACCUUGGUUGUUCUACCUUUCACAUCUCCACUCAUCCUCAACCCAUCUCAUCCCGGAAAUAGUUUCCUUCCAUACGAAAGGCUACAAUGCUUUCCAACAUGGCACACAUCGCCCCGGCUUCCUCCAAAAAUAUACUUAACGUUGCUACGCGACAGGUCCCGAAAGUUGCGGGUACGACAGGACCUCGCAAAUAUCUUUCUACAACAGCGCCUGCACAGAAGAACGUGACUCUACUUCAGGAUAAGAAGAAUGGAUUUGGGUUUGCACGGUCAAACCCGAGACCGCCGAAACCGAGGAGCAAAGGGGUCACCGAGAUCAGAGGGCCGUACUACUCAAUCGCAGCUGGAACUGACCAUGUGCGAUACACCAGAUCGAUUAUAGGUUCUUUCUCAUUGUUCCAGGAGAAGCCCUUGAGAGAAUUGAUUGAUCUUGCCCAUGAGCAUGGCGUUUAUGUUUCGACAGGUGGAUGGGCGGAGCACCUUCUCACUCAUCCAGACCCAAAUGCGGUCUUUGACAAAUACCUGCACAAAUGCAAGGACCUAGGCUUUGACGUCAUUGAGCUUUCAUCCGGCUUCCUUUCUUUCCCCGAGGACGAUUGGCUCCGACUCGUGGACAAGGUCCACUCAUACAAGUUAAAAGCAAAGCCCGAGCUGGGCAUCCAAUUCGGUGCCGGUGGUGACACCCCAGCCUCCGGUCUUGAGGCAAUCGGCACCUCGGACCCAGGAAAGUUGGUUAACCUGGGCCAUAAGUUCCUCAAGGCCGGAGUGGAGCGCUUGAUGAUUGAGUCCGAAGGCAUCACAGAGAACGUGGAGUCCUGGCGGACGGACGUAGUGUCUAGGAUCAUGAAGGAAUUGCCAUCGGAGCGUGUGAUGUUUGAAGCAGCAGACCCGAAGGUAUACAAUUGGUAUAUCCGGGAAUUCGGCAUUGACGUCAACUUGUUCGUCGAUCAUAGCCAGAUUGUGCAGCUCUCAUGCCUCCGCCAUGGAAUCUGGGACAACAACCGGCCCCGCGACUUGGCAUCGCGGCACGUCAAAUCUGGCCUCUCCCCCUUCAUCAUGCCGAGGGCCAGCGCGCCGCCGGGCGGCCGGCUACGAUGUCGACGAGCGUGCGACAGCUGUAAGCGGAGGAAGCAGAAAUGCAACGGAGAGCAGCCAUGUACAAUCUGCGUCCAACGUCACAAGGAGUCAGAAUGCCAUUUCUCGGAUAAGCCGGCCCGUCUGCUAAAGCCCACCGAUGUCUCGAAAGAAACCAUGUUGCUCAGCGAACGCCUCGUACCUACCCCGCAAAGACAAACGGCCAUGGACCGGCUGCUCAACUCCCUGGAAGAUCGUAACGCAAACUUAGAACAACAGGCGGUGGAUGACAAAGAUGGGAUGGCCCCUGUACCAAAGGUAGCAAGGCUUCUUCGUGAUGGGCAAGGGAAAUUUAUGUACAUCGGCGACUCCGCAAGUUUGUCCUUUCUGCAGAGUGUCCGUCGCAUAGUGUCUUCGUCAAUCGGCCGUUGUGAGUUCACAGAAGACAAUUCACGCCAUUCAAUGCUCGAAGCUUUUCAAAAUAGCUCGACUACAUGGACGGGUUCGUUGAUACCGCCCCCAAGUAACUUAGAGGCUCAACGGUUAGCUGGCCAAUAUACUCUUGCAACUAGUCCGCUGCUAGAUCUCUUUGACCGCACCGAAUUCUAUCCGCGACUGGCUAGCUGGGUCGAGAAUCCAACGGGUGACGAAGAUACUGUGAGCUCCAUAUUCUACCUCGUGCUCGCCAUUGGGGCUCAGGUAUCGGAUACCAACCAGACCUUGGCGGAGAAGUACUUUGUCAGUGGCCGUCAACUGGCGUUUUCCGCUUUCACCGAGACCCCCAGUCUCUACACCAUACAGUCAUAUGUCUUGAUCUCCAUGUAUAUGUUGGGUGCUUGCCGACGCAAUGGUGCUUUUAUGAAUCUUGGAAUUGCUCUUCGUGCUGCCUAUGCGGUUGGAAUCCACAGGAAGGAUGUGAAUGCGCUCUUCUGCACGCGAGAACGACGGGCCCGGGAACGCGUAUGGAGAAGCCUACGCAUGAUGGACCUUUUCCUCAGCGCCUCUUUGGGUCGCCCUCCGGCUACCUCAGACUUUGACUACGAACCACAUGAAGACAGCUUAACUCUAGGGGCAAAGCAACGUCUACAGCCGGAAGAGCAACUGUCUCUGACGGUGGUUUCGCUAUGUCGCAUUUUCGAGCGAAUUCUGAAAGAAGUCUACAUGAGGCAGGUUGUUUCGAUCAGUGUCGCGGAUACCAUUUCGAACCAGCACCGUGCCUGGGUCCGAAACUUACCGGCAUUCUUACGCCUGCAAGCCGAGCCACUCGAUGCCAAACCUCUCGAGGACACCUUAGCUGCAGCCCAUGUAUUCGGCUCUUAUUACUGGUCGAUAGUCCUUUUAACCCGGCCCUUCCUUAUCUUCCGGGUCUCUCAAUAUGUGAAAAACAAGAGCGAGUCGGCAAAUCACUCCGAGAGUAGACCUAACAACUCCCGCAUUUCGCUUUUUGCAGAUGCAUGCGUUUAUUCCGCAUUACGAGGCCUCAAUAUCCUUGACGACCUGUCGCAUUACUCGAACCUACCACGAAGGCUACCGUUCUUAAUUAAUUCCGUUUUCAACUCAGCGGUUGUUUUAGGGGCAGCCUUCUUUGCUGACUACGACAAUCUCCUCCCACUAGAAGAGGGCAUGGAAAAGGCCGAAAAAUUUCUCGGGCUCUUCAUCCCUCACGAUCCUCAUGCUUGCCGCUUUUUCCACAUUGUCAAAUAUCUCCGAGGCGCAGUUAUUGAGUAUGUCUGCCGGCGAAACCGCCAAUGGAUGGACCACCGUAGCAAACAAGUCGACCAGCUUUUCGGUGAAGUAGGCCCAUCUACCGAUACUUCGAUUACCAAUAAUAACAGUAGUGGUACCUCAACCAACCGUGAGGACCAUCCAACGGUCCCCUCCCCUCUGUCACCGAACAAAUUGACCGGAGGCCCCAUUGCCUCCCAUGCUGUAGAGCAGCCAAAUACUGCAACCAAACCCGACGACGGAAUUUGGGAUGCUUUAUGCGGCACAGAAGGGCCCUCGUCUUUCCCAUACGACACGGCUAUUUCCACCUUGACGACGACCGGCAUUCCGAUCGGUUGCUCACCAGGUGGUACGAUUCCAUCUGGCCAAGCUGGUAUGUCCGAUAAUAGAGGCCAGACACCCCUCUCUGACGUGUUAUUACCCGAUAAUGGACUUCUCUACAUGGCUGAAGAUCUCCCUAUGUUUGGACUCUGGGAAGACGCGUGA
Messenger RNA from Aspergillus alliaceus, 3318 nucleotides. RefSeq lists its product as uncharacterized. Gene Ontology annotation, cellular component: nucleus. Lineage: Eukaryota; Fungi; Ascomycota; Eurotiomycetes; Eurotiales; Aspergillaceae. Gene Ontology annotation, molecular function: zinc ion binding; RNA polymerase II cis-regulatory region sequence-specific DNA binding; DNA-binding transcription factor activity, RNA polymerase II-specific. The transcript is spliced from 7 exons. The record is from RefSeq and is a predicted model, not a curated record. Gene Ontology annotation, biological process: DNA-templated transcription; positive regulation of transcription from RNA polymerase II promoter by galactose. The coding region runs from base 121 to 3318 and encodes 1065 amino acids.